AUGGCUGCAUGUUUUAUCUCAGAGUUUUCGCACAUCAUGGCGAACGAUCUCAUGACUGACAAAUCUCAACUAACCCGACAACAACAAACUAUCGAUAACUACUCGACAUUCCUUCCACCAACAGACGAAGACGAAAGUGUCCAAAGCCCUGAAGACUUUGCGCGCGAUGUGCUCGUUCAGCUUAUGCGAAACUCGGUGGAGAACCUCAAGAUGGCGGAGGGCCAAGGGGUGAAGACAGAGCAGAUACUAGGCGAGAUUGAACGGUUCAUCCAGCAGGACCCAAACACCAGGAACGUGUUCCGAGAAAUGGACGGUUUCUUGGUCGUAAUGAGUGUAUUGUCUACCGUACAACCACGAGGGGGACCCAAGGCUCCAGAGGACUCCAGCGCCUCAGCUAUUGAGACCACUCGGAGGGUAUUUGUUGUCCUGGACCAGGCAAUAAAAGACCACCGCAACGACGAAUACUUUCGCCGUCAUGUAGGGUAUGAGUCGCUUGCCCUCGCUCUACGGAGCCUCUUGUCCGAGCCUACCACGUUGGAUGCAACAUUGGGGCUUUUGCUUUGUUUCGCCAUGUCCAACUUUGGGCUAUCGGAAUACUUUACCAUCUUACGCGCCUCGGAAACGCUGGACGAUGCCGUUGAAGCGCAUCUGAAGGUUUACCUUCCCAAGUUGAAGACAGUGGCUCGACCGGAGCCUCUGCAUAUCAUAUGGACUACGGUUCUUGCGUUGUCCAAAACCCCCAACGCGACCACAUCGUCAGCUCCAAUUCGUUACGGGUUGUACAAACUCUUCGAGGCAUUAUUCCACGUCAAUCAUCGAAAUCAGGGCGUCCUGUCAUCGCUCAACCUAGUCCAUUCUCUCUUUACCCAGUUCUACCAAUCGCGGGGCGACGCAAGUGUUCCGGAACGCGAAAGGCACGCUCAGGGAAAGCUUCUUCGCCGCCUUCUGGAAAUGGGAGCAACCACAGAAGACGCUAGACGGACUCUGCAGAAAGCCGUCGUUCAAGAAGAGACACAGGAGCGUCUGGACACGGAGGUUCUAGAGCUCAUCCGGUAUGGGAUGAAGUCGAGAUGGUCUGAACACUUCUCUUUGGAGGGUCCAGCAGCCCUCGUCGUACACGAUACGUCGACUGCCUGUAAAGGGCUUCCUGUGGGUGGCUUCACAGUCAUGCUUUGGGCCUAUUUUUCCUCCUUCCCAUCCGGCGCACCUCGAGCUAUAUUCACCGUUUCUCUACCCUCCCGCGUCCUCAUCAAACUCUCCCUUCGAUCUGACGGCAAGCUCGAGUUGCUUUCCUCCAGCCAGGCUGAGGGUGAUGUCCCUUACAUCUCGUCUGCCACUAUCCGCAAGAACCGAUGGGCCCAUGUUUGCCUUGUGCAUUACCCGCACAGGGGUACAAACCCCAGUAUCCGACUCUUUGUUGAUGGUGUGCUACACGACAUGCUCAACUGGCACUAUCCCAAGGGUGACCCGUCACCGUCCCCAGUGGAAUACCAAAUUGGAGACUAUGGACCGGGCGGGAUGAAUUGGAGCUUGGCGUCUGCUUACCUGCUGUCGAUGCCGAUCAAUGAUGAUUUACCAAGGUUUAUCCACCACCUCGGCCCUCGCUACUCUGGCAAUUUUCAAGACCCAGGUCUCGUCAAAUUUCUCACCUACGAAGCCUCGACAUCCCUCAACAUGUUCCUUACCUCCGUCGCCUCCAAGAACUACGCGAAUCCAUUGUCUCCUUCCGCGGUCUCUCCCUCAACCCCUAACGCACCGUUCUCCAUCGCCUCUGCGUUAUCUUCGAUGUCUGCAACAGCAGGGGUGCCACCCCAAAUCCAAGCACAGCAAAGCCAGUCCGCGCCAGAGUCAGCGUAUAUCCCAGCCUCGAAGCAAGCGAUCCACCAAUCCGGCCUCAUGAAACUCGUUCGCUACGGCACUGGUAUCCCGGAGAACCGAAUCAUGUUUUCGUUCACUGCGGGUGAUUGCAAGAAUGGAGGGUCUGCGCUGGGACAGACUAUUCCUCUGCGGGGGAAAUUGAAGCCGCCCAAAUCUGAAGUUGUCUCUCUGAAGAGCCCCAUGAUUGAAGAGGAGCAGGGUAAUGGGCGAACGGGGGCGGGCGACGGUGUGGAAGUGAGAGGAGACGUUUUCGUUGUUAAAGCUGCUUGUUUGGAUACGGCGCUUUGGAAGAUUGGCGGGGCGGCUGUCGCACUGAGGCUAAUUCAGUUGGCCAAGGGUUCACAUGAGCUUUCCCGCUCGAUCGGCGUGCUCGUGGAUGGGCUGAAGAGCAGCUGGCAGAACUCGGAGGACAUGGAAAGGUUGCGCGGCUACGAACUGCUCGCCGAGAUGCUUCGCUCCAAAGCGCAAAUCAUCAACCUGACUGCCUUCGAAACUCUGUUCGAGUUUUUGGGUGUCAACUUCAGCUCCCCCGAGCAUUCUACUGUCACCAACGUCCUCGCCUAUCGUUCCAUCGCACUGGACUUUGACCUGUGGUCUCGAGCACCCAAGGAGAUUCAGCAAGUCUACCUUGAACAUUUCACGACUCUACUGCACACCAGCCGGUAUCGCAUCUUCAACUCCCGGCAAAGGCUGAAGAAGAUGGGCGUCACGAAGAAGAUUCUCUUUGCGCUACAGGCGGAUUGGUAUAAAGGCGAGAUGAGCCACUUGCUGGUGAAAGUGUUGAAGUUGUCCAUGGAAGCCAACUUUACGCCGGACGAUGCGAUCAAGCCGUUAGUGUCAUACCUCGCCGCUAAUCUUCAUGAAAAUGCAAGUAAUGGUGCAAGCUCCCCUUACUCCAUCAUCUCCCGCUUCGAACCGAAGAACCCUCAAGAAAAGGCAGAACGUGUACUCGUCGCACUCGUCUCAGCCCUCUCCAUCCAGACCAAUUACGCCAAAUUUAUCUCCGCUCUCCCAAUAACUCGCGUGUGCCUACUUCUAUUAGGCGACCGCCCCUCGCCAUUCGUUUCCUUCCAGAUUCUCAAACUACUACAGACGUGCAUGCAGUAUACGCCUGCAUUCAGCCGCAAGUUUGAGCUGGUUAGUGGGUGGAGUGUGCUGAAGACUGUGGUGCCUACGUCGUGGAAUGAGGAAGUGAAUACUGCUGCGUUUGAUCUUUUGUUGGGGAGACCGGCGAAACCCGUGGCUGCCGCCCCUACCUCGGAAGGUGGGACAGGGUCGAAAGAGCGGGAUGCAUAUACGACUGUGGUGUGCCCGCAUAUUGUCCCGACUAUUCUUAUGGCCCUGCAGCAUGGUCUCAGUACUGUCGCGUCGCGAGCACACCUGAUGGAGGAUGACGCCGAUACCUCCCAGUUGACAUGGGACAUGGAAAGCACCAUGAGUGAUCUUCUGGAAGAGAUGAUGGGCCUUCACUCGUCCAGUGGUACAUUCAGAGAACUCUUCCGGUCACAGCAAACGACGCAACUGUAUAUCGACGCCUACAAGGGAUAUGUUUCAAGAUUGAAAUCGGCAAGCAAGAUCAACGUGUGGAACACCCGCAUACUGGAGAAGCUUUCGCAUCUUGGUCUUGCGCUUGCGUUGGAUAAUGCUGUUUCUGGAAACCAGAAACGCGAGAUCCUGGAUACGCUUCAAAGUGCAGAUGCGCUCAUUAACCCGACCAGUCCUACUCCAGCUAUCGACCCUGCGUUGAUCGUCGACAAUCGGUCUAUGAGGCAACGGUUUGCUUCAGCUCGUCUCAGUCUCCAAGUGGGAGAACGCACCGUCAUCAAGACUAUGACGCGUAAUGCCGAUUGGAGAAAGACCAUCCAGACUGCGGAAAGCAAGAGACUUCGAAAGACGAUUCUUGAUAUGCGAGAGAACCGGAGACAGAUUUCGCGUUUGACAGAAUGGAGUAACAUCCUCACGUCUGAGCGAGGACUUUGGCCUCGCACUCAAAAUCGGAACUGGCAGUUGGAUGAGACGGAGGGUCCCCAUCGGAUCCGGAAGAAGAUGGAACCCUUGGACGACAGGCCCUCGUCAAGUACGCGGAUAGACGCUGCGGCGGAAUUGGUUCGGGACGUCGUCGCUCCGGAGACGGACAACCUUUCCGUGCAUCAGCCUGAGGUACCGCCUUGGGCUGAAAGCUAUGAGGUUGCUUCAACUGAUAUGGACGAUAAGCAACUGACGGAGGAAGUGGUUGACGAUAAGCUUCGGCGUAUUCGACAUGACCUCGAACCUGGAGAUGUCAUCGAGGCGGUUGCAACAGUGGCGCGUAUUGUCGGAGUAGACUCUUCUCCUGGACUCCUCAUCAUUGGCAAGACGCACGUCUAUAUGCUGGACGGAGUCGUUGAGAAUGAUGAAGGGGAGGUGAUCGACGCCAGCGAAGCACCCAAGCGACUGCUCUUUAUCCCGGGUAGCACAGUCGAGAUGGACGGCCCUCAGAAGGCGCAGAGAUGGGCACACUAUCAAAUCGCAACCUGCAGUGACAAGCGGUUCUUAUUCCGUGACGUUGGGUUGGAGAUCUACUUCAAGGACAGCCGGUCGCUCCUGGUCGUGUUUUUGGACAAGAAACGGCGGUCUGAGAUGGAACGGAAGAUCUCUAGUAUCAUUGAGCGCAAUAAUACGGACCCGUCGGUUGCUGGAGGUGCACCUAGGACACCGAUCUUUGGUCGAAUGGGGUCUAGGGUCUUGUCCAACUUCCGCGCAGACGAGUUGUCUUCGGCUACGAGGCGAUGGCAGGCCAGGGAGAUUAGUAAUUUCACCUACUUGAGUAUUCUCAACCAGAUCUCUGGACGGACGCCGAGCGAUGCGACGCAAUAUCCCAUCUUCCCUUGGGUUCUGUCCGACUACACAUCCACGACGUUGGACUUGACCGACCCCGCGUCCUACCGAGACCUCUCCAAACCGAUGGGAGCUCUCUCACCCGAACGACGCCAAGCAGCCGAGACCCGGUACAGCAACCUUCAAAGUGUCGAAGAAGAGCCCUUCCAUUACGGAACGCACUUUAGCUCCUCGAUGAUCGUUUGCCACUUUUUGAUCAGGCUGGCGCCGUUUACGCAUAUGUUCAAGACGCUUCAAGGUGGAGAUUGGGAUCUUCCGGAUCGGUUGUUCAGUGAUAUGGCUCGCGCGUAUUCGUCUGCUGCGUAUGACCUACGGGGAGACGUCCGUGAACUUAUCCCGGAAUUUUUUACUUGCCCCGAGUUCCUCGAGAACUAUCAGAAUCUCGACUUUGGUGUUCUGCAACAAACGGGGGAAAGGAUCCACGACGUCAAGUUACCUCCAUGGGCUCGAGAUGAUCCCCUCCUCUUUAUUGUGAUGAACCGGCGGGCUCUUGAGAGCCCGUAUGUCAGUGAGAAUCUGCCACAGUGGAUCGACUUGAUUUGGGGCUGUAAACAGCGCGAUGCUGAAUCGCUGAAUGUGUUCCAUCCUCUCUCGUAUGAGGGCUCAGUUGAUCUCGACAAGAUCAAGGAUGACCUUGAGAGGGAAGCGACUGUGGGCAUCAUUCACAACUUCGGUCAGACGCCUCGAAAGCUCUUCAACACACCCCAUCCGGAGCGGUUCAACCACGGACUUUCCACCUUGCCUAUUGGGACUUUGCACGGUAUUGAAGAAGACCCGCAUUUGUUGACGCAGAAUGAGAGGUGUUUCAGAGAUCUGGGGCCUAAUGCACCCGUUCAGAGUUUCGUUCUUGACUCGUACAGCGAUAAGCUUUUGCCAUGUGCUGAAGGGACACUGAUCAUUCCCCGGCAUCCCCACGAACACAUCGAGUGGAGCCCUGAAAAUCCCGAACUGCGGGUACUUGUUGACAACAAGAUCGUCCAAGUCAUCGAACACACAUUCACCACCUGCGCCGCCUUUGCAGACCCCUACAUCCUCGUGACAGGUUCGAGCGAUUUCACGGUUCGACUAUGGAAAGUCGUGCGAGGGCACCACGCGAGCGACCUCCGGCUGUCGUUGUCGAAUAUUAUGCGGGUGCAUACGAAUGAUGUGUUGUGCGUUACUGCGUCGAGAGCGUGGUCGGUUGUUGGCUACAUCGCGACCUGCUCGCGCCUCAAACUCUGCCUGCACACGAUCAACGCUCGUCCAAUCGCCACCCUCGACUUGACCUCCGAACCCUCUUUCUCGUCUCUCGUACCGAGCAUCUCCUCCCUCGCCUUCCACGAGCGGGAUUACUCGCAUUUGGGUAUUUUGGCUACGGGUGGACCUGAUGGGACUAUUACGCUGAGGACGUGGACGGCGGAUGGGACGCCUGUUGGGGAGAAAGCGCAGUGGGAGUUUUUGGUUGUGAGGGUUUUGAAGGCGAGGAGUGGUGGGAAGAGUGGGAGGAGGAGUGGGGUUAGUGCUUUGAAGUUCCUUGGGGAGAGUUUGUACCAUGGAGAAGAGACUGGCAAGUCGUUUAUUUGGAGUUUACCUGAGUAG
This is a messenger RNA of Coprinopsis cinerea okayama7#130, 6333 nucleotides long. RefSeq lists its product as hypothetical. Gene Ontology annotation, molecular function: protein binding. The record is from RefSeq and is a predicted model, not a curated record. Bases 1 to 6333 code for a protein of 2110 amino acids. NCBI's taxonomy places the organism in Eukaryota, Fungi, Basidiomycota, Agaricomycetes, Agaricales, Psathyrellaceae. The transcript is spliced from 30 exons.